This is a messenger RNA of Haemonchus placei, 594 nucleotides long. Lineage: Eukaryota; Metazoa; Nematoda; Chromadorea; Rhabditida; Trichostrongylidae. The record is from the annotation of a GenBank genome assembly.
UACCGGCAAGAGUUUCAGUUUGUCGCAUCUGCUACAGCAUGUGAGGACAAAUACAAAUCAACAACUUGCCUUGCAUUUUUCCCAGCAGCAGUAGAACCUAUGGGAACAGCAGACAGAGACGCAGCUUGCUUGACGGUAUACGUAAAAGCUUUUGCCAUCGCCAACUGCCCAAAAACUUGUGGCUAUUGUUGUAUGACUCCCGAGUACAAGUGCACCAACAAAGACUUUCCAAGAGUGAAAUGUUCGAGUGUCACCCCAGCUCAAUGUAGAGAUCCAUCGUGGAGACCAAUUCUGGCUGAAGACUGCCCAAAUGUGUGCGGUUUCUGCCUGGAAGGUGGAUGUGUCGAUACCGUAAUCGAAUGUGAGAAUGAUCCAUCCAUCUGCAGAAAUGUUGAUAUGCAAGACUUUGUUAAGACUAACUGCAUGAAAACCUGUGGAUAUUGUCCGUCAGCCACUACCGCUGCUACUGCUGCCACCGUCACAACAGGUAGCUUUUACUGUGCCAACUGGGUGAGGAAAGGAUUCUGCACCAACUCCUUCUACACUGCCGCGGACAGGAAGAAGUACUGUGCCAAAUCAUGCAACAUCUGCUAG